Pangasianodon hypophthalmus (striped catfish) is the source of this 1041-nucleotide messenger RNA. It is a transcript of the gene cskmt, whose product is annotated as citrate synthase lysine methyltransferase. Bases 235 to 891 code for a protein of 218 amino acids. NCBI's taxonomy places the organism in Eukaryota, Metazoa, Chordata, Actinopteri, Siluriformes, Pangasiidae. The record is from RefSeq and is a predicted model, not a curated record. The transcript is spliced from 3 exons.
ACGUUGUGUCCUCACUAGUUGAACGUUUUGAGUUAUUCUCCAGUCGAGUUAAAAUGUUGCUAUUAAACAGGGUUUGCUUGUCGUUGAAAAUUUUGAGAAAAGUGUCAGCCCGGCGCUGGCAUCAUACUAGUUUGACAAGAGGACUGCAUGUUAAUAGAAAUGGUGUAGCAACUAAUUAACUGGGCAUACCUGAGUGCAAAAGUUUGCAUCUCCCAAGAUGACCUAAUUAACAACAUGGACAAGAAAGCAACAUGGGACAGAUUUUACACAGAAAACAGCCGGAAAGGAAAAUUCAAGAACUUUGAGUGGUUCUUUGGCUUUCAUUCAGUCAAAGACUACAUCCUGCCUCUGCUGCAGUCCAUGUCUGAUACUCCUGCACCAUUACAUGUUCUGGACAUUGGCUGUGGCACGUCAGCAUUAGGGCCCAGUGUCUACACACACUCCCAGUGUGCAGUGAAGGUCACAUGUGCUGAUAUCUCUCCAGUGGCGGUGCAGUUAAUGCAGGAACAUGUUGAAAGUACACCACUACAACCCUGCAACCCGGCUUCCACCCUCAUCUUCAGAGAAAUGGACUGCACAGAGCUGGAAGGACACUUUGAGCCCAGGAGCCUGGCCUUGAUAGUAGACAAAGGUACAACAGAUGCACUGGUGAGGACUAAGGAAGGGCAAGCAAAAGCUGGUCAAAUUGUACGGCAAUGUCUGACUGUGCUGAGACACUCAGGGAGCCUGCUGCAGUUUUCAGAUGAAGAUCCUGAUGCCAGGCUGCUUUGGCUAGAGAAAGAGAGUCAAGGCUCAGAGGUGGCAGCUGAUGUAUUAGUACACGAAGUUGGAGAAUUACGAGGGGUCACUUACUUCUGUUAUCAAAUAACUCCUUAUACAGCCCAGCACUGACACCUUGAACAUUACUCUGUGUUUUAUGUGACAUUGUCAUUUUGCUUUGUGUAAUUACAUUACAUCCUCCAAACAUUAGAUUACUAUUGUCAUUAUUCCAGUGGUUUUUGACCAUGAUUACUGUAUGCGCAAUCCAGUCACAGUGUCUGC